Molecule: messenger RNA, 1480 nt
Organism: Selaginella moellendorffii
Lineage: Eukaryota; Viridiplantae; Streptophyta; Lycopodiopsida; Selaginellales; Selaginellaceae
Product: tRNA:m(4)X modification enzyme TRM13
Exons: 8
Coding region: 15-1280 (421 amino acids)
Biological process (GO): tRNA methylation
Source: RefSeq, a predicted model, not a curated record
CGUGUCAAACACUCAUGGGCUGUGGUGUGUGGCUGCCCAGGAAGGGCAGGCAUUGCGGCGGCUCGGCGCUGCCAGGAUCCAACUACUGCGGGAAUCAUCAGCCGUCGCAAUCCAGGGUUCCAUGCCCGAUCGAUCCCUCACACACGGUUCUAGAGCACAAGAUCGCCGCGCAUCUGCGCAAAUGCCCCGCUGCCAAGCUCGAGCGCGAUGCCAAGAAUCGCCCCUAUUUCAGUCCUGGCGUCAAUGCUGGAAGCGAUUGCGAUUGCGAGGAGGAAGGGAAGGACAGUGUGGAAUCUGGCAGCAGGAGAGCGGCGAUCGAGUCGCUACCAAAGGACAAAUUCGAGGAGCUCGUGAUGAAGAUCGAGGUUGCUCACAGCAGCUGCUUUAGAUCGGAGAGAGGGACUGGCGUGUCGCUACUCCAGGAAAGCUUUGCGACGCCAUCAGCCUGUGCAAAGUGGCUGUGCUCGAACGUCGACAGGAGGCACCCUAUGCAGGAAAAGCAUAUCUCUCAGCAAGCUUCGAUGCUUGGAAACUUGGAAGAGAUCGGCUUGCUCAGGCGAAGAAAUGACGAAGGUUUUGGCGAUACUGAUCGUGGAAGGAAUGAGGAGUGCUUUAUCGAGUUUGGUGCCGGAAGAGGAUACUUGUCACACAUGCUCUCCGAUUGCUAUGCUGCGGACAACAUCAUCUUGGUCGAACGGAGAUCUUACAAAUUCAAGGCCGAUCGAACUCUUCGCUACGCAGCUGGCGUGUCUUUGUCGCGGCUUAGAGUAGACAUUGAAGAUCUUAAGCUGGAUGCUGUGGACGCUCUCCAGGGCUGCAAGAAGGUUGUGGCCGUAGGGAAGCACCUUUGUGGAGCGGCGACAGGUACUCUAUCAGUUUGUGGCAAAUUUUUACAAGUUUCCUAUCCAGAUAUGGCACUUCGAUGUUGUUCACAAUCAAGCGUGGUUUUUGGAAUUGGUUUUGCGACGUGCUGCCAUCAUCUUUGCCAGUGGAAGGCGUAUGUGAACAAAGAGUUUUUUCAAAGCAUGGGGCUUACAAAGACCGAUUUUGAGGCUGUGGUUUGGAUGACAAGCUGGGCAUUGAGUGGAAACUGCGAUGAGAAGGCGGAGUUGGGAAUGAAGUGCAAGGAGCUUCUUGACAUGGGCAGGCUCUUGUGGCUGCAAAGGACAGGGAUGAGUACGAAGAUGGUAAAGUAUAUUUCUCCUCAAGUAUCUCCGGAGAACAAGUUCCUCAUGGCCACGAAAAGAUCCAACGAGCUUGAAGUUUCAAGUAUUGUCUAGCAGCUUUAUGUGAAUCAUCCUCACUGCGUUGUUUGGGGCUGUGAAGAGAAGCUUGGUUCCUCCCCACAGCUCGAAGCACUAAGUUUCCAGCAAGUUGCUUAGUCUAUAUCUCUGUUGAAACGACGUGUUUCUCUCUCUGUUCCAGCUCGAAGGUUCUCAAAGAGCAAUUUAUUCAAGUACUUGAUCAAGUACCUUAUUCA